AUGUUCGCGUCGAAAUUUGCAGUUGCCUCGCUCUCGCGAGGUGCUCUUUUCCCUACAUGCCGUCGGUCAUGGCUUCCCUCUGCGCUGAUCUCCAGGAGAGGAUACGCAGAGGUUUAUAACCGUGCGAAGCCCCACAUGAACAUUGGCACAAUUGGCCAUGUCGACCACGGAAAAACAACCCUCACCGCCGCCAUCACCAAGAUUUUGUCUGAACAAGGCGGUGCGAAGUUCACAGACUACGCUCAAAUCGACCGGGCUCCAGAAGAAAAGGCGCGAGGAAUUACAAUUAAUUCGUCUCACGUCGAAUACGAGACGGAGACCCGUCACUACGGCCACAUUGACUGUCCAGGCCAUGCUGACUACAUUAAAAACAUGAUUACCGGUGCGGCACAAAUGGACGGUGCUAUCAUCGUUGUUUCUGCGACUGAUGGCCAAAUGCCUCAGACGCGAGAACAUCUCCUGCUCGCUCGCCAAGUCGGGAUCAAGCGACUCGUCGUCUUCAUUAACAAAGUGGACAUGAUUUCGGACCCGGAAAUGCUCGAACUGGUGGACAUGGAAAUGCGCGACUUGCUGACUCAAUACAACUUUGACGGUGAAAAUACGCCCAUUGUCAUGGGCUCUGCUCUUGCUGCUCUUGAGGGCCGUGACGAUGCUACUGGCGCCAGCAAAAUCAAGGAGCUCGUUGCAGCUUGCGAUGCUUGGCUUGAACUACCUCCCCGUGAUCUCGAGAAACCCUUCUGUCUACCAGUCGAAGAUGUUUUCUCUAUCUCUGGCCGUGGCACUGUCGCCACUGGACGGGUUGAACGAGGAGUUGCUAGCAAAGGCACUGAAGUUGAAAUUAUCGGGCUUGGUGACAAAAUCAAGACUACUCUUACUGGCAUCGAGAUGUUCCACAAAGAGCUCGACCGGGCAGAGGCUGGAGACAAUCUUGGUGUACUCCUUCGUGGUCUCAAACGUGAACAACUCUCCCGAGGACACCUCAUCAUUGCCCCGGGCUCUAUGAAAGCAGUCAAGAAGUUCCAGGCCCAAGUCUACGUUCUGACCAAGGAUGAAGGUGGCCGAUACACUCCUUUCAUGGCCAACUACCGUCCCCAGCUGUUCAUGCGGACCGCCGAUGUGACUGUUGGUCUCACCUUCCCCCCAGGAACUGAGAACGCCGAAGAGAAAAUGGUUAUGCCUGGCGACAAUGUCGAGCUCAUUUGCGAUCUCGGCUUUGAUCUUGGAUGUGAAGUUGGCACCCGGUUUACCCUCCGCGAAGGAGGCAAGACGAUUGGCACGGGAAUCGUUACCAAAAUUUUAGAAACUGUCUGA
Mycena indigotica is the source of this 1311-nucleotide messenger RNA. Its product is annotated as Elongation factor Tu. The coding region runs from base 1 to 1311 and encodes 436 amino acids. Gene Ontology annotation, cellular component: mitochondrion. The transcript has 15 exons. Gene Ontology annotation, biological process: mitochondrial translational elongation. The record is from RefSeq and is a predicted model, not a curated record. Lineage: Eukaryota; Fungi; Basidiomycota; Agaricomycetes; Agaricales; Mycenaceae. Gene Ontology annotation, molecular function: GTP binding; translation elongation factor activity; GTPase activity.